Adineta ricciae is the source of this 4503-nucleotide messenger RNA. The record is from the annotation of a GenBank genome assembly. NCBI's taxonomy places the organism in Eukaryota, Metazoa, Rotifera, Eurotatoria, Adinetida, Adinetidae.
AUGAGUCAAAGGGAAAUAGAUACUGUUGAUCGACACGUUGGUUUGGAUGAACACGUGACUGCUGCUGACAUUCUCAUGGAUGACAAUUCAAAGUUAUCUUCUAGUGCACCAUUAGCAAAGAUUCUCUAUAAAACGAAGCAAGAUAAUCGAUUAAAUAUCCUGAAACCUCUGCAAGAAUUAAAACGUUCUGUUUAUGCAACACGAAGUGGAACUGUUCGUAUUUUUAUAUCUUCUACAUCUAUUUGUAUCAUGAUGGCUAUUGGAAUUAUCAUCGUUUGCUUAAACGCACCAAAACCGAAAGUAUCGACAUGCGGAUUAAAUUUCGUGCGAACGGAAACAAAUCCCAUUGAAUAUAAUUAUGGACCAGUAUCCGUUGCCAUCGGGGACUUUAAUCUGGAUACUUGGAUCGAUAUGGUCAUUGUCAAUUCGAUUGUUAGUCGAAUCGGAGUUUAUUUUGGAAAUUCGAAUGGAAACUUUGUCAAGGAAUACGAGUAUUCAACUGGCAUCAAUUCCAAUCCGAUGAUGGCUGCAGUCGAUAAUCUCAAUAAUGACUCAUAUUUAGAUAUUGCAGUCGCAAAUUAUAACCGUCAUACUAUUGGAAUCUUCUAUGGAUUCGGUAAUGGAUCGUUUCAAGAUCAAAUCGAAAUAUCAACAGGAAUUUCACGACCACUAUCACUUCAUCUAGUUGAUUUCAAUAAGGAUUCAUUUGUUGAUAUUAUUGUUAUUAAUCACGGAACGAACAGUAUUAGUAUAUUCUAUGGGGAUAGAAAGGGAAGUUUUGUCAAUCUAUUUACUUAUUCAACUGGAUAUGAUUCGUUUCCAUACGCAUUGACUACAGGAGAUCUAAAUAAUGACAAUCGCUUAGAUAUUAUUAUUGCAAAUUUUGGAACGAACGAGAUACAUUUAGUGUUUUUUAAUAGUAGUAAUACGAUUCAAGAAACAUUGAUAAUCUCAACCGGUGUCAAUUCUCAUCCAUCGUCAGUUGCUGUUGCAGAUUUCAAUUCGGAUGGAUUUGUUGAUAUUGCUGUUAGUAACUAUGGUACGAAUAUGAUCUAUGUACUUUUAAAUGAUGAACAUGGAAACUUUUUGGAGCGAACAUCGUAUUCGAUCGAUUCUUCUUCGCCAUACUCGAUCGGCGUCGGAGAUCUCAAUGGUGACGGUCGAUUGGAUAUAUUUACUGUUAAUAUCGGACUGAACGACACUGCUUUACUUCUGGGUUUGGGCGAUGGCAGUUUUUCCAAUGCAAUGAUGAACACAACUGGAUCUACUUCGUCCAUCUCGUUUGUUUUAUGUGAUUAUAAUAAAGAUAAUCGGUUGGAUGCAAUCGUCGUUAGUAAUGACACUGGAAGUAUUGAACUUCUCAAAGGAUAUUUUGCAGGCUUUCCAUCAUACGCAACGCACGAUGUUAAGUACAAUUCGACGACUGUAGCUGUCAAUGAUUUGAAUCAUGACGGAAUACUAGAUAUGAUAGUGCUCUCUCGUGCAAGUAAUAUGAUGAUGAUUUCCCUUGGAUACGGCAAUGGAUCAUUCCAAAGUCCAACAUUUUAUUCAACGAGUAGCAAUCCAUAUUCGUUAGCCAUAGGUGAUUUUAAUAACGAUACAAACAUAGAUAUAGUUGUUGCCAAUCGUAAUAGUCAUAAUAUUUGUGUAUAUCUUGGUAAUGACGAUGGCACCCUAGGAACUCCAUCGAACUAUUCAACUGGUUCUGAACCAGCAUUUGUAGCCCUUGGCGAUUUCAAUAAUGACGAUCGAUUGGACAUUGUUGUUGCUAAUUUUGGCAAUAACAGUGUCAGCGUUUUCUUGGGAUAUGGUAACGGUAGAUUUACAAAUGAAACGAGAUAUUCAAGUGGUAGUAAACCGAUUUGUGUAGCUACUAGCGAUUUUAAUAAUGAUAAUCAAGCUGAUUUAGUACUUGCCAAUUUCAAUAACAGAAGUAUGACCAUUCUUUUCGGCUAUAAUAAUGGAAGUUUUGGAAAUCCAACAGUAUACCGAACAGGCACGAAUCCCUACUUUGUAACAGUCGCAGAUUUGAACAAUGAUGGCCGAGUGGAUAUUGUUGUGGCCAACUCUGUAAGCAGUACUGUGAGCGUUCUGUUAGGAAGUACGAACGGUACCUUUGUAACGCAAGUUACAUAUGGAGUGGGUACUUUUCCAGCAUGGGUAGUUAUCGAUGACAUUAAUAAUGACACAUGGUUGGAUCUUAUUGUCGGUUGCGCUAAUGUGCCGAAUUUAUACACUGUAUAUGGGCAUGGUAAUGGCUCGUUCGAUACUGCAGUGUCAUAUUACACCAAUUCACUAUCGUAUAGUGUAGCAGUUGCAGAUCUAAACAAUGAUAAACGAUUGGACUUGGUUGUAACAAACUCUUAUAGUACUUAUAUAGCUGUAUUAGUUCAACCAAGCACAGGUGCUCUUGUUGAUGACUUGAAAUACGCAUCUGGUGGUGGUUCUAAACUACAAUCGAUGAUUACUUGUGAUCUAAAUAAUGAUAGCCGAUUAGACAUGAUUGUUGCGAACUAUGGUACUGAUGAUAUUUCAAUUCUGUUUGGAUCUGAUAAUACAACUUUUCGCAAUCGACUUACGAUUACAAUGGAAUUGAAUUCUGCGCCGGCAUCAGUCGCUGUUGGAUAUUUCAAUAACGAUUCCCAAUUAGAUAUUGCAGUAGCCCUUUCUGGUUUUCAUCAAGUUGGAAUUUUACUUGGAGAUGAUCGAGGAUCUUUCAGCCGUCAAAAUACCUAUCAGACUCCUUCUGAAUCUCCUCCGGCCGUUAUUUCCGCUGGAGAUUUUAACAAUGAUGAACAAUCGGAAAUUGUUGCUGGAUAUGCUUACAGUGAUGUUAUUAAUAUAUUAACUAUAUUCAAUUCUGGCUCGUUCGUGAAUCCACAGACGUACGCAGUCGACUUACGUCCACGAUGCGUAGUUCUAGAAGACAUAAAUUACGAUUCUUAUGCUGAUAUGAUGGUUGUUAAUUAUGAUUCUGAUACGCUCAGUGUCUUCUUAGGAACGGGAAACGGUAGCUUUCGGUAUUCGUCAACCUAUUCGGUUAAAAGCCUUGCAUUGUCUGUCGUUGUUGGCGACUUCAAUAACGACGAUCGACUGGACCUAGUUGUUACCAGUGGUGGUACUAACGACAUUAUUCUAUAUCUAGGAUUGGGUAAUGGAUUCUUUGAAGAUCCGAAAGCCAUUACAAUUGGCUACAAUUCAAGAACUGCAGCAGUGGGCGACUUGGACAAUGAUACAAACCUCGACAUAGUUAUUGGAUCAGAUAGUAAAUUACUCGUUGUCCUACGAGGCAAUGGUGACGGAUCAUUUACAUCUCAAAUUAUUUAUUUAAAUUCUUCUUAUCCGUCCGACAUACAUAUAACUGAUUUCAACAACGAUACUCGAUUGGAUAUCGCUGUUGCUAACUAUGCUGUCAAUAACGUGGGAAUCUUUCUAGGUUAUGGAAAUGGAUCAUUUAUGCCGCAAGUUACGUAUUCGGUAGACGUGGGUCCAGUCUCAUUAGCAGUAGGAGAUCUAAAUAAUGACGGUCGACUCGAUAUUGUUGCAACUACUGUAGGCUAUCGUUCAGUGUCGAUUUUGCUGGGAAAUGGAAAUGCAUCCUUCCGAAAUGUAAUACGAUAUUCAGUGGGCAUUCUUCCACAAUCUGUCGUCAUUGGUGAUUUUAAUAAUGACGGAUAUUCAGAUAUAGUUGUCGCGAAUCUUGGCAGCAAUUCUCUCGGUAUUCUCCUAGGAUAUGGUGAUGGAGAAUUUAUCCCUCAACUUACACAGCAAACAGGUUCUGCUCCAAUAUCUAUCGCUGCUAGUGAUUUAAACAAAGAUGCUAAACUUGACAUUGUGGUGGCGAACUCUGGUGACAACACCGUCACUGUCUGGUUUGGUCAACCCGAUCUUAUUUUCAUUAUAGAAACAGAACUAUCAAUUGGAAAUACUUCACAGCCACCAUCAUUCGUUAUUGAGGAUUUUAAUCAUGAUACCUACGACGAUAUAAUCAUUGCUAACGCAGAUUAUAAUCAUAUUGGUGUGUUUCUUGGCUAUGGUAAUUUCUCGUUUGCAAAUCAAAUAACCUAUUCGACUGGUCCAUCGUCAUCUCCAAACGCUAUUGCGACUGGUGACUUCAAUCAUGAUGGACACUUCGAUGUAGUUACUGUUAAUUCUCUCUCGAACACGAUUGGUAUAUUUUUUGGCGACGGAAAUGGUUCGUUCUCUUCGAAUCAGACAACAUAUUCAACUGGUCCAUCAUCGAAUCCCUCUUCGUUAGCUGUUGAUUACUUCAAUCAUGAUGCAAAUCUUGAUAUCAUUAUUGUCAGCUAUGACAAUAAUAAAUUCGGAGUAUUUCUUGGUCGAGGUGAUGGAACAUUCGAUAAUAUGAUGCCAUAUUCGAUGUCAUAUGGCUCGCAUCCAUUCUCGGUUGUAACCGGUAAUUUCGGCCAGGAUGGGAAAGUCGACUUUGCUGUAGCAAAUCAAGGCACUGAUAGCUUAAGCAUUUACGUUCAAACUUGUUAA